This is a messenger RNA of Bradysia coprophila, 1005 nucleotides long. RefSeq lists its product as uncharacterized. Lineage: Eukaryota; Metazoa; Arthropoda; Insecta; Diptera; Sciaridae. The record is from RefSeq and is a predicted model, not a curated record.
CUUUCAGCAAAUUACAAAUAUUCCAGUGUUACUAGUAAAUUAGUUGGUCGUUCAGUGUACUAAUAGUUAAGUAACAUGUAUUGGUACCAGGUGACAUUGCUGCAUUUGUCGGACGAAGAUCCGAUAAAACUCGGUUGGAUGAUUGACAUGACACAGACGGACGUUAAGUUUAGCGAUAAGGCAAAAUCGGUGCAAGAGUUUCAUGAUGCGAUUACCAGGCCAAAUCUGCUGGAGGACACACUUGACGUAUUCAUUGCAAAGUUGGCAGAAUUCAUUAGUGCCGAUGGAAUUGUGUCUGCCGAUGAAAUUGUAAACAUUUGUAGUGAGAAGGUGAUGCCGAGUUUGGCUGAGUUGGAGGCGUUCAUGACAUUGGCAUUUUUCGAAAAGGAAUUUAAAUACUGCGUCAACACGUUCAAUCAAUCAAAGACAGCGAACGGAAAGUUGCUUUUUGGAAUGAUGGAGCCCCACCUCCAGCACUACGCAAUUGGGUGUACUCGUCCACUGCCGACUUUCCUUGGCCAUUUGGACGUACAUGUGGAAUUGGGGCCGAUAUACCGCAUGGUGGUAACUGAAACGGAUACCAUUGUGAUGUACCAUCUGAAGACCCGGCCAACCAUUAUACUUCCGCGGGGGGUUAUAUCGAGAUUGGACCAGUUUGUACGCGAGAGCCAACAGCAAGUCGACAGCGUACAGUAUGUUCCCGGUGUUGGUGUAGAAUACGAGUUUGAUACGGCCGCAUUGUUCGAGACAACACCGGAACAAUUAUAGAAUAACAUUCUAUAAAUACAAAUAUUCAAUUUAUAGAAUGAUAAGUGAAUGUAACACACUGAAGUACAAGAUUCGAAAAUACUUUGAUUGAUGGACGUCUCCAGACUUCUCUCAACUUUUUGAUUUUCAAAUUCGGCUGAUUCGGCUGACCUUAUGAAAUGAAACACAAAAAUUUUCCCAAAAACAAACCCAAAAAAAUUUAUUGAAAUAUAAAGUGGCAAAUGAAAUGUUGGAUGA